GAACGCUGGAAUUGCGAGCUGAAACCUCGGGAGCCAGCAAGAAUACGCUGCGAAUACCCCUGCCAGGGCCGAGCUUUGUUUUGCCUUGUGUGAUGUGCUAUACUUGUUAAGAAGAUGUUACUACCGCUCUCACUGGGACUACUUUUAUCAUGGCUCGGGGGAACACUUGCUCUGACAUGUACCGGCAACACGGCCGGCAUCGCUGGGUGUGUGGACCCGGCAUCCUACCCAGCGCCUGCCUCGUCAGCCAACGCAGCGACUUGCGGCGUCCUUCCUUCGUGCACAACCAUCGGCUGCCCCCAUUGCGACGCGUCGCUCAAGCGCUGGGACUCGGCUGCGACGUGGACAAAUUACGCUAACCAGGUGCCGGUGUCAGGCGCGGACAAGGACGUAACUCUUCCGCCGGGCACCCGUGUGCUGCUUUCGGGCUGCAUGCUGAGCGGGGGCUCGCGCUUCCGCCGCAUCACCGUUCCCGAGGGCAGCCAGCUGGUUAUAGACGACGCGCCGCUGAACCUGACGCUGACGACGCUGCUGGUGCAAGGCAACUUCAGCAUGGGCUCCGCCAGUUGCCGCCUGCAGAGCGCCAUCUCCAUCACGUUCGCGCCCGCGGCAGGAGUGCCCACCAACAUGAUGGCGCUUAAGGGCAUGAACACCAGCACUGUGGACAUGCACGGCGUGCUGUUCACGCCCACUUGGACGCGCCUGACUCAGACGGCGGCCCCGGGCACUCGUUGGGUGACUGUGCGCGACGCAGUCAACUGGCGUGUGGGGCAGCUGGUGGCCGUCCCUACCAGCGUGUGGAAAGACGAGUGCCGCAACCAGAACGAGGUCAGGCAGAUCCAGAGCGUCAGCGCCGACGGCAAGAACAUCACAUUCACGACGGCGCUGCAGUUUUUGCACUACGGGGGCCCCGAGUACCAGACGGAAGUGGUGCUCCUGAGUCGCAGCAUCCUGUUGCAAGGCAGCCCCGAGUCCGCGGCCGAGCUGGCGGGCGGGCACGUGCGCAUUGAGAGCAAGCGCGGGCGCAUCCGCGGCGUGCUGGGCUACCGCAUGGGCCAGCAGUUUCAGAUGGGCAGCUACCCGUUCCAUUUCCACAUGGCGGGCGAGGUGCCGUCUGACAGCUACAUGACCGACAACGCAGUGUACGCCAGCUACUGGCGAGCCUUCACCAUCCACGGCACGCACGCGCUGACGGUGGCCAGCAACACCGCCUUCCACGUGGCCGGCUCGGCGUUCUACAUUGAGGACGGUGCGGAGGAGCGCAACCGUAUCACCGGCAACUUCGCCGGCUUCGUGCACCCGCUGGGCCGUGUGGAUACGUGCGACGCGGUCGGCAGCGUGUUCGGCGCGCCCACCAUCUACCAGUCGGCUACACUGCUGCAACCUGCCGACUGGGCCGCUGCAGGCUUCUACUUGAGCAACGCCUACAACUACAUCGACAACAACGCGGCCAGUGGCGGCACCAGCGGCUUCAUGUUCCUGAACCUGCCCUUGCCGAUCGGGCUGAACCGCAACGUGCCGCUGGAGCCCUACAAGCGGCCCCCGCUGAGCUUCAGCGGCAACACCGCGCACUCGUCCGGCUAUCACUGGGACAAUGCGGGUGCAAUCUACUGCGGCGGCAACCUGCAGUACGACACAGACAACGUGACGCUGAUCUAUAAGAUUGAGCGGUCCACGUUUGACCCCACAGACCCGGCCAACUCCUCGUUGCCGGUCAAGUUUGUGCUGCGCAACACCAAAGUAUGGCUGGGCGGCUUCUCGGUCGCUUCCUACGGCGACCGCUUCUUGGUGGACGGCUUUGAGUCGCAUGACGGCACCAUGGGCGCGGCGGUGCGCGGUGACCCCAACGAGCUGCUCAAUGCCGACCUGAACCUCAACUCCGCCCACGCCGGCUGGCUGACUGCCAACAUCCCCAAUGACCUGCAACAAGGCUACCGCGUUGGUCUGCAGUUCUACGACACGUGGAUGCGGCACCUUAUGUCUAACGUCACCAUCCGCAACGUGGUGUACAGCACCACCGAGUGGCUCACGCAGGCGGCCCUGGUGGCGUUGACAUUUUCGGACCAGUUUAAGCCGUUCCACGUGGCCAGCAUACGGGGCAUCCGCCUAGUGAACGUGACCAAGGCGGCCGUGUUGAGCAACCCUGUGGUCCGCACUGGGUCGUGGCGCUUCUACAACUUCCUGGACGCGGACGGCUCCUUCACGGGCACCAAGCGCCCCACGCUGGUAGCGUCCUACUCCGCCACCAACAACACCGGGCCCUGCGAUGCCGCUGCGCCCACACCCUGCACCUCGAGCUUCAACUGGUGGCGCACGGACACGGCCUGCACAGCCACGCCGCCGAACGUGCCUGCAACGUCGAACGUCCUCGCGUGUGACUGGUACCCAUGGCGCACCCAGGCGCGCCUGAGGCUGGAGGUGCCGAGCUAUGACCUCACGACUGAGGAGGCUGGCUGGCUGUGGCCUUCCGUCAACAACAUCAACGUGUACGACGCCGGCGUGGUGGCGCAGUUCGGCCAGACCGGCGCCAACCGCCGCGCCACCAUCAUCACUCGGGCCGAGGGCGUGACGGGCCUGACGGGGCGCGGCGGCUGGUACGCGCACUGGAGCCUGGGCGCACCCAAGUACGUCAAGGUACAUCUGGAGACUGUGCCCCGCGGCACCUCCGUCAUCUUUGCUACGCGCUACCCCGCCGGCACCACCUUCAGCAUCACCCGCGUGGCCAGCUCCUGGCUGGUGCCUGACGGGCAGCUGCUGCCCGCGACCAGCCUGGCGGCGGUGCUGGGCAGCGACUCCGGCGAGUUCUACUUCUUUGACGGCAAGCUGCUGUACCUGAAGCUGGUGGACCUUUGGGAGGAGCCGUACCAGGGUCGGCUGCCGGCCCGGAGCGGCGGGCUGAUGGUGCCCGGCAGCCGCUGGGAGGAGUACUAUGAGGUGACGGCCAGCAUCCCUGGCUGCUCCACGUCGCCGUACCCCAGCCAGAACGGACAAGACUUCUCUGGGCAGUUCUGUGCCAUGAACGGCACUGUGGACAGCUUCAUCCCGCCCGCCAUCACGGCGGCCUACAACGAAUGGACCAUCCCCUACUGCGCCGAGGUGGCGCCGCCGCUGAGCGUAUGCAGCGCACUCAACGUGUCUGCCGGCAACUGCACCUGCGCGACGUUGCAGCAGCAGGGCCGCUGCGCUGACAUGGGAACCGGCGGCGUGUGGCUGGGCAACACGUCGGACGCCAACCUGCGUGCCAAUGUGGCCAAGACGCUCGGCUACUGCUCUGUGACGUGCGGUCGCUGCAGCGAGGGCCAGGAGUGGUGCCGCGACAUCCCCAUCAUGCCGCUCAGCCUGUCCAAGAACCAGACGUGCUCGCAGAUGGUUCCGCUGGGCCGCUGCUACGAGGUGGCGCCCAAGGGCUACUGCCACGACACGUGUGGCGUGUGCAGCGGCGCAGGGCUGCCGUGUGUGGACCUGCGCUGGACAGAUCAGUACACAUGCGCCGACCUCAAGUCUUGGGGCUCGUGCAAUGACACCUGGGUCACGGACAACAACUUUUGUCGAAAGACGUGCGGCGCGUGCACGGGCAUGCCCCGGCCACCGUCGCCGCGGCCGCCUUCGCCACGCCCGCCAUCUCCUUCGCCUCCGUCGCCACGCCCACCAUCGCCGCCCUCACCUCCCUCGCCUAGCCCGCCCUCUCCUAAGCCGCCCUCGCCACCGUCUCCUCCUUCACCCAGCCCACCGUCUCCCAAGCCGCCUACACCGCCAUCCCCCGUGCCGCCCUCGCCCAAGCCUCCCGUGCCGCCUUCUCCCGUACCACCCUCACCGAAGCCCCCUGCGCCUCCUUCGCCCUCCCCGCCAUCUCCCAAGCCGCCCGCGCCCUCUCCCCCUCCGGUCCCUCCAUCCCCAAAGCCACCGUCUCCCUCGCCGCCCACACCUCCCAAGCCGCCGUCGCCUUCCCCGCCCUCGCCGUCGAACAGCCCUUGGCGUUGCACCGGCAACACGGCCGGCAUCGCUGGGUGUGUGGACCCGGCAUCCUACCCAGCGCCUGCCUCGUCAGCCAACGCAGCGACUUGCGGCGUCCUUCCUUCGUGCACAACCAUCGGCUGCCCCCAUUGCGACGCGUCGCUCAAGCGCUGGGACUCGGCUGCGACGUGGACAAAUUACGCUAACCAGGUGCCGGUGUCAGGCGCGGACAAGGACGUAACUCUUCCGCCGGGCACCCGUGUGCUGCUUUCGGGCUGCAUGCUGAGCGGGGGCUCGCGCUUCCGCCGCAUCACCGUUCCCGAGGGCAGCCAGCUGGUUAUAGACGACGCGCCGCUGAACCUGACGCUGACCACGCUGCUGGUGCAAGGCAACUUCAGUAUGGGCUCCGCCAGCUGCCGCCUGCAGAGCGCCAUCUCCAUCACGUUCGCGCCCGCGGCAGGAGUGCCCACCAACAUGAUGGCGCUCAAGGGCAUGAACACCAGCACUGUGGACAUGCACGGCGUGCUGUUCACGCCCACUUGGACGCGGCUGACUCAGACAGCGGCCCCGGGCACUCGUUGGGUGACUGUGCGCGACGCAGUCAACUGGCGUGUGGGGCAGCUGGUGGCCGUCCCUACCAGCGUGUGGAAAGACGAGUGCCGCAACCAGAACGAGGUCAGGCAGAUCCAGAGCAUCAGCGCCGACGGCAAGAACAUCACAUUCACGACGGCGCUGCAGUUUUUGCACUACGGGGGCCCCGAGUACCAGACGGAAGUGGUGCUCCUGAGCCGCAGCAUCCUGUUGCAAGGCAGCCCCGAGUCCGCGGCCGAGCUGGCGGGCGGGCACGUGCGCAUUGAGAGCAAGCGCGGGCGCAUCCGCGGCGUGCUGGGCUACCGCAUGGGCCAGCAGUUUCAGAUGGGCAGCUACCCGUUCCAUUUCCACAUGGCGGGCGAGGUGCCGUCUGACAGCUACAUGACCGACAACGCAGUGUACGCCAGCUACUGGCGAGCCUUCACCAUCCACGGCACGCACGCGCUGACGGUGGCCAGCAACACCGCCUUCCACGUGGCCGGCUCGGCGUUCUACAUUGAGGACGGCGCGGAGGAGCGCAACCGCAUCAGCGGCAACUUUGCCGGCUUCGUGCACCCGCUGGGCCGUGUGGACACGUGCGACGCGGUUGGCAGCGUGUUCGGCGCGCCCACCAUCUACCAGUCUGCUACACUGCUGCAGCCUGCCGACUGGGCCGCUGCUGGCUUCUACCUUAGCAACGCCUACAACUACAUCGACAACAACGCGGCCAGUGGCGGCACCAGCGGCUUCAUGUUCCUGAAUCUGCCCUUGCCGAUCGGGCUGAACCGCAACGUGCCGCUGGAGCCCUACAAGCGGCCCCCGCUGAGCUUCAGCGGCAACACCGCGCACUCGUCCGGCUAUCACUGGGACAAUGCGGGUGCAAUCUACUGCGGCGGUAACCUGCAGUACGACACAGACAACGUGACGCUGAUCUACAAGAUUGAGCGGUCCACGUUUGACCCCACAGACACGGCCAACUCUUCGUUACCGGUCAAGUUUGUGUUGCGCAACACCAAAGUGUGGCUGGGCGGCUUCUCAGUCGCUUCCUAUGGCGACCGGUUCUUGGUGGACGGCUUUGAGUCGCAUGACGGCACCAUGGGCGCGGCGGUGCGCGGUGACCCCAAUGAGCUGCUCAAUGCCGACCUGAACCUCAACUCCGCCCACGCCGGCUGGCUGACUGCCAACAUCCCCAAUGACCUGCAACAAGGCUACCGCUUCGGUCUGCAGUUCUACGACACGUGGAUGCGGCACCUUAUGUCCAACGUCACCAUCCGCAACGUGGUGUACAGCAGCACCGAGUGGCUCACGCAGGCGGCGCUGGUGGCAUUGACCUUUUCGGACCAGUUUAAGCCGUUCCACGUGGCCAGCAUUCGGGGCAUCCGCCUAGUGAACGUGACCAAGGCGGCCGUGUUGAGCAACCCCGUGGUCCGCACUGGGUCAUGGCGCUUCUACAACUUCCUGGACGCGGACGGUUCCUUCACGGGCACCAAGCGCCCCACGCUGGUAGCGUCCUACUCCGCCACCAACAACACCGGGCCCUGCGAUGCCGCUGCGCCCACACCCUGCACCUCGAGCUUUAACUGGUGGCGCACGGACACGGCCUGCACGGCCACGCCGCCAAAUGUGUACCCAUGGCGCACCCAGGGGCGCCUGAGGCUGGAGGUGCCGAGCUAUGACCUCACGACUGAAGAGGCUGGCUGGUUGUGGCCUUCCGUCAACAACAUCAACGUGUACGACGCCGGCGUGGUGGCGCAGUUCGGCCAGACCGGCGCCAACCGCCGCGCCACCAUCAUCACUCGGGCCGAGGGCGUGACGGGCCUGACGGGGCGCGGCGGCUGGUACGCGCACUGGAGCCUGGGCGCACCCAAGUACGUCAAGGUGCAUUUGGAGACUGUGCCCCGCGGCACCUCCAUCAUCUUUGCUACACGCUACCCCGCCGGCACCACCUUCAGCAUCACCCGCGUGGCCAGCUCCUGGCUGGUGCCUGACGGGCAGCUGCUGCCCGCGACCAGCCUGGCGGCGGUGCUGGGCAGCGACUCCGGCGAGUUCUACUUCUUUGACGGCAAGCUGCUGUACCUGAAGCUGGUGGACCUUUGGGAGGAGCCGUACCAGGGUCGGCUGCCGGCCCGGAGCGGCGGGCUGAUGGUGCCCGGCAGCCGCUGGGAGGAGUACUAUGAGGUGACGGCCAGCAUCCCUGGCUGCUCCACGUCGCCGUACCCCAGCCAGAACGGACAAGACUUCUCUGGGCAGUUCUGUGCCAUGAACGGCACUGUGGACAGCUUCAUCCCGCCCGCCAUCACGGCGGCCUACAACGAAUGGACCAUCCCCUACUGCGCCGAGGUGGCGCCGCCGCUGAGCGUAUGCAGCGCACUCAACGUGUCUGCCGGCAACUGCACCUGCGCGACGUUGCAGCAGCAGGGCCGCUGCGCUGACAUGGGAACCGGCGGCGUGUGGCUGGGCAACACGUCGGACGCCAACCUGCGUGCCAAUGUGGCCAAGACGCUCGGCUACUGCUCUGUGACGUGCGGUCGCUGCAGCGAGGGCCAGGAGUGGUGCCGCGACAUCCCCAUCAUGCCGCUCAGCCUGUCCAAGAACCAGACGUGCUCGCAGAUGGUUCCGCUGGGCCGCUGCUACGAGGUGGCGCCCAAGGGCUACUGCCACGACACGUGUGGCGUGUGCAGCGGCGCAGGGCUGCCGUGUGUGGACCUGCGCUGGACAGAUCAGUACACAUGCGCCGACCUCAAGUCUUGGGGCUCGUGCAAUGACACCUGGGUCACGGACAACAACUUUUGUCGAAAGACGUGCGGCGCGUGCACGGGCAUGCCCCGGCCACCGUCGCCGCGGCCGCCUUCGCCACGCCCGCCAUCUCCUUCGCCUCCGUCGCCACGCCCACCAUCGCCGCCCUCACCUCCCUCGCCUAGCCCGCCCUCUCCUAAGCCGCCCUCGCCACCGUCUCCUCCUUCACCCAGCCCACCGUCUCCCAAGCCGCCUACACCGCCAUCCCCCGUGCCGCCCUCGCCCAAGCCUCCCGUGCCGCCUUCUCCCGUACCACCCUCACCGAAGCCCCCUGCGCCUCCUUCGCCCUCCCCGCCAUCUCCCAAGCCGCCCGCGCCCUCUCCCCCUCCGGUCCCUCCAUCCCCAAAGCCACCGUCUCCCUCGCCGCCCACACCUCCCAAGCCGCCGUCGCCUUCCCCGCCCUCGCCGUCGAACAGCCCUUGGCGUUGCACCGGCAACACGGCCGGCAUCGCUGGGUGUGUGGACCCGGCAUCCUACCCAGCGCCUGCCUCGUCAGCCAACGCAGCGACUUGCGGCGUCCUUCCUUCGUGCACAACCAUCGGCUGCCCCCAUUGCGACGCGUCGCUCAAGCGCUGGGACUCGGCUGCGACGUGGACAAAUUACGCUAACCAGGUGCCGGUGUCAGGCGCGGACAAGGACGUAACUCUUCCGCCGGGCACCCGUGUGCUGCUUUCGGGCUGCAUGCUGAGCGGGGGCUCGCGCUUCCGCCGCAUCACCGUUCCCGAGGGCAGCCAGCUGGUUAUAGACGACGCGCCGCUGAACCUGACGCUGACCACGCUGCUGGUGCAAGGCAACUUCAGUAUGGGCUCCGCCAGCUGCCGCCUGCAGAGCGCCAUCUCCAUCACGUUCGCGCCCGCGGCAGGAGUGCCCACCAACAUGAUGGCGCUCAAGGGCAUGAACACCAGCACUGUGGACAUGCACGGCGUGCUGUUCACGCCCACUUGGACGCGGCUGACUCAGACAGCGGCCCCGGGCACUCGUUGGGUGACUGUGCGCGACGCAGUCAACUGGCGUGUGGGGCAGCUGGUGGCCGUCCCUACCAGCGUGUGGAAAGACGAGUGCCGCAACCAGAACGAGGUCAGGCAGAUCCAGAGCAUCAGCGCCGACGGCAAGAACAUCACAUUCACGACGGCGCUGCAGUUUUUGCACUACGGGGGCCCCGAGUACCAGACGGAAGUGGUGCUCCUGAGCCGCAGCAUCCUGUUGCAAGGCAGCCCCGAGUCCGCGGCCGAGCUGGCGGGCGGGCACGUGCGCAUUGAGAGCAAGCGCGGGCGCAUCCGCGGCGUGCUGGGCUACCGCAUGGGCCAGCAGUUUCAGAUGGGCAGCUACCCGUUCCAUUUCCACAUGGCGGGCGAGGUGCCGUCUGACAGCUACAUGACCGACAACGCAGUGUACGCCAGCUACUGGCGAGCCUUCACCAUCCACGGCACGCACGCGCUGACGGUGGCCAGCAACACCGCCUUCCACGUGGCCGGCUCGGCGUUCUACAUUGAGGACGGCGCGGAGGAGCGCAACCGCAUCAGCGGCAACUUUGCCGGCUUCGUGCACCCGCUGGGCCGUGUGGACACGUGCGACGCGGUUGGCAGCGUGUUCGGCGCGCCCACCAUCUACCAGUCUGCUACACUGCUGCAGCCUGCCGACUGGGCCGCUGCUGGCUUCUACCUUAGCAACGCCUACAACUACAUCGACAACAACGCGGCCAGUGGCGGCACCAGCGGCUUCAUGUUCCUGAACCUGCCCUUGCCGAUCGGGCUGAACCGCAACGUGCCGCUGGAGCCCUACAAGCGGCCCCCGCUGAGCUUCAGCGGCAACACCGCGCACUCGUCCGGCUAUCACUGGGACAAUGCGGGUGCAAUCUACUGCGGCGGUAACCUGCAGUACGACACAGACAACGUGACGCUGAUCUACAAGAUUGAGCGGUCCACGUUUGACCCCACAGACACGGCCAACUCUUCGUUACCGGUCAAGUUUGUGUUGCGCAACACCAAAGUGUGGCUGGGCGGCUUCUCAGUCGCUUCCUAUGGCGACCGGUUCUUGGUGGACGGCUUUGAGUCGCAUGACGGCACCAUGGGCGCGGCGGUGCGCGGUGACCCCAAUGAGCUGCUCAAUGCCGACCUGAACCUCAACUCCGCCCACGCCGGCUGGCUGACUGCCAACAUCCCCAAUGACCUGCAACAAGGCUACCGCUUCGGUCUGCAGUUCUACGACACGUGGAUGCGGCACCUUAUGUCCAACGUCACCAUCCGCAACGUGGUGUACAGCAGCACCGAGUGGCUCACGCAGGCGGCGCUGGUGGCAUUGACCUUUUCGGACCAGUUUAAGCCGUUCCACGUGGCCAGCAUUCGGGGCAUCCGCCUAGUGAACGUGACCAAGGCGGCCGUGUUGAGCAACCCCGUGGUCCGCACUGGGUCAUGGCGCUUCUACAACUUCCUGGACGCGGACGGUUCCUUCACGGGCACCAAGCGCCCCACGCUGGUAGCGUCCUACUCCGCCACCAACAACACCGGGCCCUGCGAUGCCGCUGCGCCCACACCCUGCACCUCGAGCUUUAACUGGUGGCGCACGGACACGGCCUGCACGGCCACGCCGCCAAAUGUGCCUGCAACGUCGAACGUCCUCGCGUGUGACUGGUACCCAUGGCGCACCCAGGGGCGCCUGAGGCUGGAGGUGCCGAGCUAUGACCUCACGACUGAAGAGGCUGGCUGGUUGUGGCCUUCCGUCAACAACAUCAACGUGUACGACGCCGGCGUGGUGGCGCAGUUCGGCCAGACCGGCGCCAGCCGCCGCGCCACCAUCAUCACUCGGGCCGAGGGCGUGACGGGCCUGACGGGGCGCGGCGGCUGGUACGCGCACUGGAGCCUGGGCGCACCCAAGUACGUCAAGGUGCAUUUGGAGACUGUGCCCCGCGGCACCUCCAUCAUCUUUGCUACGCGCUACCCCGCCGGCACCACCUUCAGCAUCACCCGCGUGGCCAGCUCCUGGCUGGUGCCUGACGGGCAGCUGCUGCCCGCGACCAGCCUGGCGGCGGUGCUGGGCAGCGACUCCGGCGAGUUCUACUUCUUUGACGGCAAGCUGCUGUACCUGAAGCUGGUGGACCUUUGGGAGGAGCCGUACCAGGGUCGGCUGCCGGCCCGGAGCGGCGGGCUGAUGGUGCCCGGCAGCCGCUGGGAGGAGUACUAUGAGGUGACGGCCAGCAUCCCUGGCUGCUCCACGUCGCCGUACCCCAGUCAGAACGGACAAGACUUCUCUGGGCAGUUCUGUGCCAUGAACGGCACUGUGGACAGCUUCAUCCCGCCCGCCAUCACGGCGGCCUACAACGAAUGGACCAUCCCCUACUGCGCCGAGGUGGCGCCGCCGCUGAGCGUAUGCAGCGCACUCAACGUGUCUGCCGGCAACUGCACCUGCGCGACGUUGCAGCAGCAGGGCCGCUGCGCUGACAUGGGAACCGGCGGCGUGUGGCUGGGCAACACGUCGGACGCCAACCUGCGUGCCAAUGUGGCCAAGACGCUCGGCUACUGCUCUGUGACGUGCGGUCGCUGCAGCGAGGGCCAGGAGUGGUGCCGCGACAUCCCCAUCAUGCCGCUCAGCCUGUCCAAGAACCAGACGUGCUCGCAGAUGGUUCCGCUGGGCCGCUGCUACGAGGUGGCGCCCAAGGGCUACUGCCACGACACGUGUGGCGUGUGCAGCGGCGCAGGGCUGCCGUGUGUGGACCUGCGCUGGACAGAUCAGUACACAUGCGCCGACCUCAAGUCUUGGGGCUCGUGCAAUGACACCUGGGUCACGGACAACAACUUUUGUCGAAAGACGUGCGGCGCGUGCACGGGCAUGCCCCGGCCACCGUCGCCGCGGCCGCCUUCGCCACGCCCGCCAUCUCCUUCGCCACCUUUGCCUCCAGCUCCACCUUCACCGAGCCCCCCAUCGCCCCCCAAGCCGCCCAGUCCAGUGCCGCCGAGCCCCUCGCCCCCUAGUCCAGUUCCACCCGGUAGCUCGGCUGUUUUGCGUACAGCUACCACGCAAGACACCACCGCGCCUGCAGAUGCCGCUUUGGACGCGUCUCCUGUUGCGCUCGAAUCCACCACAUCUGGAUCCACAUCACAGCAGCAGCAGAGUACUGACAGCAGCAGUGCGGGCAGGAUUGGCGCGGGCCCAGAUAGCAGCGACGCCCAGCAAGGGCAGGUUGCAGCUGCCGGUGCUCACGGGCAGUUACAACCAGAUAGCCUGGCCGACGGUGCAAGUGGCGGAGGCGGAGGCUCGGGAGCCCGUGGCCCCCCUGCAGCAGUGGUGGCUGGGGCGGCAGCUGCGGGUGUACUUGUUGCGGUUCUGGCGGCGGUGGCUGCCACAGUGGCUGUCCUGCGGUCCAGGCGCCAAAGCGCCGGCGGCGCACCAGCUAUGGGCACCGGCCGUGUGGUUCCGCUGGAGGUCAUUUCUGAGGGCGGCAUGGAGGCGCCGGUGCCGCCGGCCCCGAAGAAAGCACCAAGCUUACAGAAACGUCGGAGCAACCGGACGAUGAGCAUUGGCAAGAACGCUGUUCAUCCCGCGCCUGCAGUCCUGCAUGGCAGGAGGUCAAGCAGUGGGUUCGGGAAUGACACUGAAGACGCUGAGGAUUAGAUGUAUACAUUCAUGUUUCAAACGUGUACAGCUCCUGAUGGCAGGACUACCAGGACUUGAGCAGCCACGGGUCAGCUCCAACUGCCCACAGGGCACAAUUGUUUGGACGCAUGGGGUGCCUCAAUCUUCUGGCGUAGGGACAGGACGCGCAGCGACAUCUGAAAUAUGAUGCGUCACCAGCGUGAGGGUUGCUGACAAGUGUGAAAUUGAUGACUGCGUUUGCACGCGGGAUUGUGUGUACAUACGGUACGUCGAACGCAACAGGGAUUCAUUUAAGUGGCUAACACGCGAGGCGCUUACGGAGCUUCUUGGUAAGUGACCAGCUGACCACAGGGUGGCAUUCAUCAUUGGUGUGGGUACAGUGCUACCCACCACGUAUGAUACCGGAUUGAGAAUUGAUCGCUUGGUAGCGUAUGACGUGGAGCUGGCUAGGCAUGCGUGUGCGCGAAUGUGAGGAAUGAUUGAUCAGAAGGGCCGUGUGCUGAGACUGAGGGUGCAGGUUGAUGCCCCUCGAUGAAGCUUCCUCUCCUACUUAUGGCACAUGUUACCAUAUGAGCAAGGUACGGGUCGUUCCACAGCUUCAUUUGCGGAAGCUUCUGGAGUGUGAUGGAUCGGACGAAGUGCUUCUGGGGUGUCUUGUAUCGAGCAGCCCCAAGAAGAUACAGCAUUUCCUGGGGGUGAGCAGUCCUUGCAUCUAGAUUGCGCCAUGGUGGUGAUGAGGCUUCUCGGGUAUGGUAGUACAUGACAUUCCCAGUGACGAGGCCAUGGUUGAACUCGCGUCUGUCGAUUGCAGGUUCCUUAGGUGUCUCCCAUGAUUGUCUGGUCCGUCAUGUAAGGGAAUUCGAGAGACCCGGGAAGUUGUAUUGGUAUAGAAGACGUGCAUAAUCGACAGCCCCAUUUGGGGCCGCCAUAAGGGAUGGCCCCUGCAUGCUUGCGCGCUCGGGUUGCCCUCUCUUGUAACACCCGCAAUCA
Molecule: messenger RNA, 12900 nt
Organism: Chlamydomonas reinhardtii
Lineage: Eukaryota; Viridiplantae; Chlorophyta; Chlorophyceae; Chlamydomonadales; Chlamydomonadaceae
Exons: 48
Coding region: 433-11928 (3831 amino acids)
Source: RefSeq, a predicted model, not a curated record